AUGGCUAUGCAUUUCAAAUCUAUUUCUUUUUGGCAUUCUAAAGAGACAUGCGAGUUUUAUGUCGGCACUGAUGCUGAUAGCUACUUAAUAGAAAGAGCUCACUACUCGGGGGUGAUACUUCCACGAUCCGAAUGGCAGACGAUGUCUUUCGCUGGCCACACCGCCAUUCUCAAAUACAAGAUUCGCGUGCAAUGUGAUUUACACCAUUUCAACGUCACCUGCACAAAGUUUUGCCGCCCAAGAAAUGACACUUUCGGUCAUUACACUUGUGACAGCAACGGCGACAAAGUUUGUUUGAACGGCUGGAUAGGCACCAACUGCGAAACAGAUAAAAGUUCAAAUGAUAUGAUGAUGCGUGAAGGCAAGAGGCUGGAAAUGAAAAUGUUCAUUGUUAAACUGCAAAAAGGAACGUUGAAGACCACCAACGUGAAAAUUUUAAAAAUUGAAGAUGAGCAUUUUACCAGUGGAUGUUAUCGACUUAUACUUCCUCCCCCCUCCUUUACAUUGAUCAUUCUCUUUUUAGUAUUUUUUAGAGGCAUCAACAACGAACAAACAUUGAACGGUUGGGAGGGGGAGUUAUGUGGGCAAUGCAGCAAGCAUCCGGGCUGCAAGCAUGGAACGUGCAGGACCUCACCUUGGGAGUGCCACUGCGAACCGAACUGGGGCGGACCACUUUGCGACAAAGAUUUGAACUACUGCGGACGUCAUUCGCCCUGUUUGAAUGGAGGAUUGUGCAUAAACAAAGCCCCCGAUGACUAUCAGUGCCAGUGUCUUAAUGCAUUUGAAGGCAGAAAUUGUGAAAUAGCAAGGUACCAGGCCUGUUCCAAACGGCCCUGUCAAAACGGAGGGAGUUGCGUUCUCAAGGGGGUCCAGUUACUCUGUCAAUGUACUGAAGGGUGGGCUGGAGAAAUGUGCCAAAUAAACGUAGAUGAGUGUUCCUCCAACCCCUGUCAACACGGAGGUACCUGCAUAGAUGGGGUGGCAGGGUACCAGUGCAUCUGUCCCUCGCAAUGGCAGGGUGGUCGGUGUGAACAUGAUGCUGACGAGUGCAUUAAAUUUCCAUGUCUCAAUGCCAGAUCUUGCCAAAAUAUUGUUGGAGACUACCUCUGCCACUGUAUCGAGGGAUGGACCGGCAGGAAUUGUGACAUCAGUUUGUACGGUUGCAAGAAAGGCUGUCACAACAAUGGGAAAUGCAUGAAAGCUGUCGUCGGGUAUAGUUGCGUCUGCAAAGAAGGCUUCACAGGCAGUCAGUGUGAGAGUGCAAUCUCGAAAUGUUCUAGUCAGCCAUGUCAGAACUCAGGCACGUGCAGGGAUGGUCCAGCGGGAGCGUACAGGUGCAUGUGCCCCGAAGGAUAUUCCGGACCCAACUGCGAGCUUCAGAGAGACCCGUGCGAGCCCAACCCGUGCCAGAACUACUCCCCAUGUCACAGACAGGGCAGCUCCUAUUUGUGUGAAUGUUCUGAUUGUUACACUGGUCCCACCUGUUCCGUCAAGAAAGAAAACUGCGGCCACUCAAACCAUAAAGAUAUUUGUGCGUAUCCAACAUCGUCGUCGUCAUGCGGCAAACACGGAAAUUGUAUAAGAUCAAGUGCUGGAGUUCAGAAAUGCGUCUGCGAUGCUGGCUUUACUGGUCUCCAUUGUCAUGAAAACAUAAAUGAUUGUGCCAACAAUCCGUGCAUGAACAUGGGAACGUGUGUGGACGGCGUCAACAACUUCCAGUGCAUCUGCAGCGACGGGUGGGAAGGACACCUCUGCAAUAUUGACCAAAAUGAUUGCUCACCGAAUCCAUGUCGCAACGGGGGCACCUGCAUCGACAUGCUGGCCGGCUUCAAAUGCCUGUGCAGAGAGGGCUGGAAAGGGAGAACCUGCUCUUCAAAGGUGAGCCACUGUGACAGCCAGACCUGUCUGAUGGGGGGUACAUGUGUGGAGCUGCAUGAUACUUUCAAGUGCUUGUGUCCUAAUAAUCUGCACGGCGACAUCUGCCAAUCAGUUAUAAACACGAGCUGUCGUACGAACCCGUGCCAAAAUGGUGCAACGUGCGUGAACACGGGGGACACGUUCACCUGUCUGUGCGUCGAAGGUUUCACAGGAACUUCUUGCGAGAUCAACGUCAACGACUGCAAUCCUUACCCCUGUUACAACAACGGACAGUGCGUGGAUGGCGUUAAUUGGUACCAGUGCAGAUGCCUCGAUGGCUUCACAGGACAUGACUGUAAAACCGUGGUAGGAAAUUUGAGCCUAGCGAGCAAGUCCUGUCUGUUCCAGAGCAGUAUGUACGCCCACAACUUCCGCUGGACCUCCGACUGCAACUCCUGCGUCUGUUACGAUGGCCUCGUUCAAUGCACAAAUAUAUGGUGUGGACCGAGCUCGUGUCAUUUGAACCACCCAACAUCUCCCCACUCCAACUCUUCCUCCCAACUUGCUUGUGGUCCCGAUGAAAUAUGCGUCGUCCAAUCAGAAUCCAGGUGCUUCACACCACCCUGCUCCCUGAUUGGCGAGUGUCGUCACAUGAUAAACAUCGGCCAAUCAAAAAUCAUUUCAUCUUCAGACGAGAACAUCAUAAACAUGAAGUGCAGACCCAACCUGCUGGUGACGUCACGAGCUUGCGUCAGGAUGAUGCUCACCUUCGACAGGAAGCACGCUCCACAGGGAGUAACGGUGGAUGAUGUGUGUCGGAUCAUUCGCAACAUAUCAGCUCUGAAUGGGAUGACGACCGGGGAAACGCUAGUCAUUUUAUGUGACGUUCAACUGGACGACGCUGACACCAUUGAAUCACUUUUAGAGCCACACAACCUGUCGGAAGAUGACGUGAUGAAAUACUCCCACCAAAUGGCGAAUGAUAUUGAAGAGGUCAUCAAAAGAAAGGAAUCAAAUUGGACCUUGUUUUCGUCAGUUGUGAGGGUCAGACUGGAAGAUUUCACCACUAACGAAGGAAACAGUUUGGAUUUGCCAGUCUACCUCAUACCUCUCGUCACAGCCAUCAUCGUCCUCGCUGGCAUCAUCGCCAUCAUCCUCCUCGUCUUCUGGCACAGAAAGUUCGUGAGGAGAUGUCGACAGAAGAAGGAGCAGACGGAUGCCCUGAUGAAGUUGGACGCACCACCCAACAAUGAUUGCCAGUUGAAUAAGCUCAACAACCUCAACAACAACAAUAAUAAUAACAACAACAACAACAUUAAUAAUAACAACAACAAUAAUAAUAACAACAACAAUAACAACAGUUACAAAAGUUGUUCCAACUCCCAACGAGAGCUACAGCCACUGAAUCGACAUCACAACCAAAUCCACAGCAACGCCGACAACGACGAUGCCAUUCGGAACAACAAAGUCAAUUGGGACAAGGCCUUGAAGUCGAAGAAGAAUGUUGACAAGAAGCAGAACAACUUGCCAAGCGCCGGUCCGUGCGACAUGAAGAUGGAGACAUACGAUGACAGUCCCGCCCAACGACCACAUAAAAUUAAACAAAUCAACGUAAAACUCAACAAAGACAACGUCAUCAAAAACAUUAACACGUCAUCGUCAUCUUCAUCCUCCAAAUCGUCAUCGUCAUCUUCGAUGCACGAGAAUAACACCGCCGCGUUAGAAUUUAAGCCCAGUAACAACAAAAAAUUCAACUGUGAGAGAGAUUCCUAUGCUGAAGAUUGCAGUGAAGAUACGAAACUGAAGAACAGGAUUUUGCUGUCUGACCCCAACAAAGAUAUCAACACUGAUGUCAAGUUUUCUCCCAAUUACGACGUCAUACUGUGAAUCACUUUUUCAAGUUUCAAUUCGAAGUUUCGUUUUUAUACUUAAUCAAUAAAACUGGAUUUAAUUUAUUUAAUCGUAUAAUUAUUACAUGGUUGUAUUUGUCAGUAGAUUAGAUGAAUUUUUAAACGUUUGUGUGUGUGUGUGCGUGCGUGCGUGUGGAUCUAUAGUUGUUUUCAAAUUCAUUUAAUCAUUAAUUGUUCAAGUAUUUCAAGGCAUGUACAAUAUAAACAAUCAAACAGUUCUUUUGUCUUUCUAUAUGUAUACAUAUACACAUAUAUUAUAUUUAUGUUAUAUAUGUUAUGUAUAUAACAUAAGUUAGUAUGUAUUUAUGCAUACUGUUUUAAUUUCUAAAUAUAAUACGUUAAAUGAGAUAGUUCGAUUCUCAUUGAGUAUGAAUUUAGAUAGACAUUGUCGUGAUUGAGUUAUAUUACGGUUUUUGUUUAUUCUUUUUUAAAUUAAUAUUGCUGUAUUUAAGUUAAAAGCCAGUAAGAACAUGAUGGUUUAAGUGGAGAAGUGAACGUAAUCUGUGCUAAACUAUAUUGAAUUAUCAUUACACUACACACAUCACUUCAUAUCACACCAUAUUAAUUAAACAACGUCACAUCAUAUCAAAAAACAUCAUAAUUCUUUGAAUUGCAUUACAUUACAGAUGUUUAAAUGCACAUUUCUUAAUAGACAUACCUUGUUAAGUAUGUUGUUAAAAUGGGAAAUGCAAAUGUUCCAAUUUGAGAGUCGCUUGCUUUCAGGUCUGAGAAUAUAAAAUCUUUUUUUUAUUAUUUUUAUUAUUUUUUGUUAUCAAAUUUUUAUUUUUAAUUGGCUCAAUCUUUUAAAGAUUGGUAGACGUGUGGUCAAUAA
Messenger RNA from Helobdella robusta, 4599 nucleotides. RefSeq lists its product as hypothetical. NCBI's taxonomy places the organism in Eukaryota, Metazoa, Annelida, Clitellata, Rhynchobdellida, Glossiphoniidae. Gene Ontology annotation, molecular function: calcium ion binding; Notch binding. The coding region runs from base 1 to 3744 and encodes 1247 amino acids. Gene Ontology annotation, biological process: Notch signaling pathway; cell communication; establishment or maintenance of epithelial cell apical/basal polarity. Gene Ontology annotation, cellular component: protein-containing complex; plasma membrane. The record is from RefSeq and is a predicted model, not a curated record. The transcript is spliced from 22 exons.